AUGCCUUCGGAAGCCACCAACAAUCAAGUUUUGGACAAUUUAGCCCCCGUUUUUGCUGGGGGUCUUGCUGGUCUGUGUUCUACCUGUAUCACCAACCCUUUAGACACAAUUCGUGUACGACUGUCAUCCGGCAGUUCUGCCACCGGGAAAUCCCAUAAAAGCCUCAUCCGGACCACCCGAGAGCUCUUUGAAGAAGGCAUCCUACAUGCGUUCAGUCGUGGGUUAGGUGCGAAUAUCAUGGCAUCUAUGCCAUCCAAUGCCAUUUACCUCCCAACCUAUCACUUUUUGAAGCGCAAAAUGGAGGCGUAUGGCGUGAACACCGAAAUCCGACCGAUGAUCUGCGCCUGCGGGUCGGUGAUGGUCACCAACUACACGCUGGCCCCGCUUUUUGUAGUUCGCACCCGCGUCCAGGUGGACACCAAAAUUUCCAUCCGCGCGGUCUUUUUAGACGUCCUGCGCCGGGAUGGCCCGAGGGGGUUCUACCGCGGCACCGUCACCAACGUUUUGGGUCGUUUUGUCGAGGAAAGCGUCUUCUGGACCGUCUACGAGCUGUUGAAGCGCAUCACAAACGAGGGAACGUUUACCGAGCGAAACUUUGUCUGGGCCUCCGCCGCGAUGCUGUCCUUAACGGUAGUGGGCAAGCUGGCGGCGACCUGCGUCGCCUAUCCCUAUAAUGUCAUGAUGAAUCACAUGCGCACAGUUAACAAACUCACCGGCAAACACGACUACGUCCAUGUCGGUCCCACCAUCCGACAUAUCUAUCGUAGCGAUGGCAUUUUGGGGUUCUACAAGGGCCUCUCUCCACAGAUUAUGCGUAACCUUAUUAGUAAGGCAGCACAGAUAUAUUCUUUUGAGCUACUGAUGUUCACCUACGCUCGAAUGCGCGCGCAGCGUCAAUCCCCUAUUAUGGCCGACCCAAUUCAUAUAGAGUCGACUAUUCUGGUGAAAGACUAA
Messenger RNA from Phytomonas sp. Hart1, 954 nucleotides. The record is from the annotation of a GenBank genome assembly. NCBI's taxonomy places the organism in Eukaryota, Euglenozoa, Kinetoplastea, Trypanosomatida, Trypanosomatidae.